Molecule: messenger RNA, 330 nt
Organism: Knipowitschia caucasica
Lineage: Eukaryota; Metazoa; Chordata; Actinopteri; Gobiiformes; Gobiidae
Source: the annotation of a GenBank genome assembly
AUGGAAGCUCAGACCAAAGUGGGACUGCUGCAGAAGGAGACACAGGACCAAAAGCGUGAAGUGUCCUAUAAAAAGACACUGGAUUACCACUGGAUGUGGACAGGAGCUGCUCAAUGUAAAGUGAACAGACUUGAAACACAGACACAAGGCCUGAAGGAUCAGAGGAUGGAGGAGGAGACUCUGGAGCUGAAGACAGAAGUCUCCUCUCUGGCAUCUGCUCUGGAGGAUGAGAAGAACAAUGUCUCAGAAGCUCACAGUGAAGCAGACAUCGGCCCUGGAGGAGGAGAGGAGCACCACUCAGAAUCUCCGAAUCACAUGAACAUGUUGUAG